This is a messenger RNA of Phyllostomus hastatus (greater spear-nosed bat), 577 nucleotides long. It is a transcript of the gene RNASE12, whose product is annotated as ribonuclease A family member 12 (inactive). Gene Ontology annotation, molecular function: nucleic acid binding. Bases 140 to 577 code for a protein of 145 amino acids. The transcript has 2 exons. The record is from RefSeq and is a predicted model, not a curated record. Lineage: Eukaryota; Metazoa; Chordata; Mammalia; Chiroptera; Phyllostomidae.
GGUGGAAUUAAGGUUGAGACGAUGGGGGAAGGAAGUCAUUCUGCAAGAGAAAUAAAACAAUCAGGUGUGGGUACUUCUGAGCACCACUGUCCAGCUUUGUGAAGUCAGAGCAAAAGAUGUAAAGGGACUCUUACCCCUGAUGAUAAUAAUGGUGAUAAUUUUCCUGCUGAUUCUAUUCUGGGAAAACGAGCUGGAUGAGGAAGUAGCGGAGUCAACCAUAGAGCACUUGCAUGUGGACUACCCUCAGAGCAACAUCCAUGUAAGGUACUGCAACCAUAUGAUCUUCCAAAGAAUCAUCAAGGAACCUGAUAAUACCUGCAAGAAGGAGCAUGUUUUCAUCCAUGAGAGGCCUCGCAAAAUCAAUAGUGUUUGCACUUCUCCCAAGAAGAUGGCUUGCCAAAACCAUUCCAGCACUUUAUGCUUCCAGAGUGAGACAAAGUUCAAAAUGACGGUCUGUAAGCUCACUGAAGGUGUCAGGUAUCCUGCAUGCAGGUACCACCUUUCCCCCACAGAGGGGUUCAUUCUGGUCACUUGCGACAAUACGGGGCCAGUCACUUUCCAGAGAUAUGUUGAGUAA